GUUUCGAAUAACUGGCAUAUCGCGAUGAAAAUCCGCGGAACACAGUAACGUGUUUUGAUUUGUAAGCGCUUUUAUUGUAAACGAAGCAAAAUUUUCGGAUCGAAACAAAAGUUUAAGUUUUUAAUGCAGUUACACACAUUAUUUGCUGGGUGUUGGUUUGGUGCAUUUAUAGCGGUAAUUAUAACGAUUAUUGUUUUGGUGAAAUUUGUUCAUUUCGUUGUUUGUUGUUGUUAUGAUACGAUGAAAAUUAUUUAAUUGAAGUUAAAUCUCCUCUAUGCUCCGCAAAAUUUAAGGAAUUUCUCGUAAGCAGAUCAAUUGAACGAAAUUGAAUACAAAAUUUUUUGCCGUCCACGUUAAAAUGAGCAAUCUCACAGCCAUUAUCGCAUAAAAGACUUCAUCAUACAUACAUAACCACAUCAUCGAUGUCAUGCUGUGCACCAAAAUCCGUUUGACUGAACGUCGGUAUCGAAACCCUCCGGAACAGAAUGACGGUGGCCCUAUAGUCAGACCGUGUUCCACGCGUGAACUAACUGAAUGCAUUACACCGCGUACAUUGACAAAGAAUCGACGUUCUGCAGUCAAUCAAAACCUGAAAACGCCAUUGGUCAUCUUCACACUAUGCAUGUCUCCCGAAACUGAGACAUUGGCACCGAAAGACAUAAAACGUGACCCAAGAAAACCGCCACCAUUCUGCCAAAAUUUUAAGAUCUUCUCGAAUACAACACCCAACAACGAUGAACGCAAGCACCCCGAGUCGUUAGACUUUUUCAUCAGGGGUACGGAAAUCGGUAGCCUUACGGGCCAUGAAGAACGAUCGGAUGAUGACGAUGUCAACGAAAUGCAGCACAAUGAAUGCACAUGCAACGAAACGAAUUUGUUGCCAACUUUCGCCAUGAACUUGGAUGGAUAUGAAAUGGACAAUUUUGGCCAUCUGCCCGGUGAUUCAAGAACACCAACGCCGAGUCGAUCCGGUUUUAUUGGCGGUGCAAGGUGUAGAGUUAUGAAACGGCCGACUAGUCCUAUGACGGAACAAGUCAUUCGCAUAACAAUGAACAAUAAACCGACGAAUCAUAGGACGGUAUUUUCGAAGAAAUUGAAUUAGUGGAACGUAGCAAUGAUUAUGUAGGAAUAGAGAGGCGUCUGCGUAAUUCUUUUAAAAUUUAAAAUUGGCACUAUAAUUUAACUAAAGAAAUGCAUGAAGAAACGAAGAACCGUUUUUUGGACGCCGACUAGCCACUAUAGUUCUCCCUUUAAUGUCCAAUUUCAAUAAACCCUCUUUACAGUCCACAUUUGAAUUUUUAGCGCACUUAAUAAAAUGGUAGUAGAGUUGCCAUUGCUUGUCCUGCGAAAUUUUUGAUCGAGAUAUUCAGCAAUCAGGCCAAUCAGGUUCUAUCUGUGCCUCAUUUUCAUUGACCUCCGAAUCUACCGAAUUUACUGACUGCCCCAUGCGAAAGUUGACCAUUACAUGGAGAACAUUUUCGGUUCAUUUUACGGGAAUUUCUUUGUGAUAAAAAAACUUUCGCACGGAGGUUGGCAAUCAAACAGAGCACAGACUGCCGGUAUAUGAUUUAUUCAUUCGGAUACAACCUUGUGAUGCAAACUCACUCGUGUAUUUUCUGAGCAACCUUUUUUGGUAUAGUUGUCUUUUCGUCAAGUGUAGUUCAAAGACUGGUGUUCGGCCCUUGUCAGAAUGAACAUUU
Bradysia coprophila is the source of this 1700-nucleotide messenger RNA. RefSeq lists its product as uncharacterized. NCBI's taxonomy places the organism in Eukaryota, Metazoa, Arthropoda, Insecta, Diptera, Sciaridae. The record is from RefSeq and is a predicted model, not a curated record.